AUGGACAAUACAAUCUACCUACAGAUUUCUACAGUAUAUGAACCUGCUAAAGAUAUUAGAAGGUGCAAGAUUAUAGAGUUGAUAAAGGUUAAACAUGAUCAAUUUCGGACUAUAAAGAGGGAGUAUGUGGAACUUGAUUUUGCUAUUGUUCCAGAAAUGUCAGGUUUUAUUGACAGAUUUUACGAUCCUGUAACGAAUUUAGAACAUUAUUUUAUUUCUAAUUUGUUCAGGGAGAACGUUUCUAUAGGACUGGUAAGGUACGCAGGAUCCACUAUCGAUGAUAGAGUGGAAGGGGUGAUUUGCAAGGAAGUAUUUGUCUCCUCAGAUGGAGAUUCAAGAGAGUUUAUAGUUAUAGAAACGCUAGUUAACGAUGGGUUUAUCAUAAGGACGCUUCACAGGUGGUUUGGGGUUACCAAUGUACUUCUUUUUGUUAAAGAGGAUAGGGUGGAAUAUGACAUUGGAAGUCAGAAAUGGCUCAAUUGA
Molecule: messenger RNA, 483 nt
Organism: Theileria equi strain WA
Lineage: Eukaryota; Apicomplexa; Aconoidasida; Piroplasmida; Theileriidae
Exons: 1
Coding region: 1-483 (160 amino acids)
Source: RefSeq, a predicted model, not a curated record